Eucalyptus grandis is the source of this 5430-nucleotide messenger RNA. Its product is annotated as receptor-like serine/threonine-protein kinase SD1-8. Gene Ontology annotation, biological process: recognition of pollen; protein phosphorylation. Gene Ontology annotation, molecular function: ATP binding; protein serine/threonine kinase activity. NCBI's taxonomy places the organism in Eukaryota, Viridiplantae, Streptophyta, Magnoliopsida, Myrtales, Myrtaceae. The record is from RefSeq and is a predicted model, not a curated record.
GUCAACUGAAAAUUUCUAUCCUGACAGCUUAAGGUAGACAGUAGUGAUCACAUUUCUAUUUCUAUCUGAAUCCUAGAUUUUAGCUUGCAGGGCGCAAGCAGGUGUACUUUUUCUUCUAAAUCUUAUACAGAUUCGCGGAGGCAUGGAAACUCCUACUUUGUUAAUCUGCCUUUACUUUAUCUGCCUGUCAGUCUUUGGCUUAUCGACGGCAGCUGACACGUUCAGUUCAGGCCAGUCUAUGAAAGAUGGAGAGUCAUUGGUCUCUUCUGACCAAAGCUUUGAGCUCGGCUUCUUCUCUCCUGGCAACUCCAAGAACAGGUACAUCGGCAUAUGGUACAAGAUUAGUCCGGGAAGAGUUGUUUGGGUUGCCAACAGGGAAAAUCCCCUCACUGAUUCACACGGAGUUCUCGCGUUUGGUCAUGAUGGAGAUCUAGUUCUUUUCAACCAAUCGAACAGCGUCAUCUGGUCUUCAAAUUUCUCCAGGGUUCUGAAAAAUCCGGUUGCACAGCUCUUAGACACUGGAAAUCUUGUUCUCAGAGAGAAUUAUAGUCUGAAUUCUGAUGAAUAUUCGUGGCAGAGCUUUGAUCAUCCGUCGGACACACAACUACCCGGUAUGAAAUUAGGAUGGGACUUGAAAAUUGGUUUAGAAAGACAUCUGACUUCUUGGAAAAGCAUGGAUGAUCCUUCCCCCGGAGACUAUAUUUACAGGUUAAAUAUACAAGGGUUGCCUCAAUUUGAACUCAUCAGCUUAGGAUCCGGCAAGAAAUAUCGAACAGGAACGUGGGAUGGAAUACAAUUCAGUGCUGUUCCAAUGGUUUUGCAUGCACUGACCAAGCUGGUGUUCUUUAAUGGUGAUGAUGAGAAAUUUUUUUCAUAUGAAACCAUAAAAAGCGAAUAUAGCGCAAGUAUAUUUACAUUAAACCAUUCCGGGAUUAUCCAGUUCUAUACUGCAAGUAAAAGAAGCAAUGCCUGGAACCUCGCGUACUCACCAAACGAUCCAUGUGAUAGUUACAGUACUUGUGGGGCCAACGGUAUCUGUAGAAGUAGCAGAGCUUCGAUAUGCAAUUGCUUAAAGGGCUUUUUACCGAAGUCUCCUGAACAAUGGAAUCUCCUCAAUUGGUCCGGUGGAUGCACGAGAAGAAUACCAAUAAAUUGUCCAAAGGAAGAUGGGUUCCUCAAACUCGCAAAAGUGAAAAUUCCAGACCUGUUAGAGUUCUGGCUGAACGAGAGCAUGAGCCUUGAAGAAUGCCAGGCCGAGUGCUUAAAGAACUGUUCAUGCACCGCUUAUGCUAAUUCAGAUGUUAGCGGGGGAGGUAGUGGCUGUAUCCUGUGGUUCGGAAACCUAAUUGACAUUAAGGAGUACGAAGAAGAUAACUAUGGGCAAACUCUAUACAUCCGCCUACCAAUAUCUGAACUAGAUGUCCAUCAUAACUCUUUUAAGAAGAAGGGGAUGGUCAUUGGCAUAAUGAUGUCGGCUAUUGCUGUUUUUUCUGUAUCGGCCAUGGUGUACUGCCAUCGAAUUAGGAAUUGCAGAAUAAAGAGCAAAGGUAGGAAAAUCAAGGAGGAAGAUGCUGACUUGCCACUUUUUGAUCUGGCUACCAUGGUUAAUGCUACAGACGGUUUUUCUGAGAAUAAUCUGAUUGGAGCUGGUGGCUUUGGCCCAGUUUACAAGGGCAAUCUUUCCACAGGACAAGAAGUAGCAGUGAAGAGACUGUCAAGAAACUCAGGACAAGGUCUUGAAGAGUUCAAGAAUGAAACAAUUCUGAUAGCCAAACUUCAACACCGGAAUCUUGUGGGGCUUCUGGGUUGUUGCAUGGAGAGGGAGGAAAAGAUUUUGGUUUAUGAGUACAUGCAAAACAAGAGCUUGGAUUAUUUUAUCUUUGAUCAUGAAAGAUGCUUAUUGUUAGACUGGGAAAAACGUUUUGAUAUUAUCAUCGGGAUUGCUAGAGGUCUUCUGUAUCUCCACCAUGAUUCUAAACUCCAAGUAAUUCACCGUGAUCUCAAAGCUAGCAACAUUUUAUUGGAUGACAGCCUAAGCCCUAGGAUCUCUGACUUUGGGUUGGCAAGAAUUUUCGCUGGUGAUGAGAAAGAAGUAAAGACAAGGAGAAUCAUCGGAACCUAUGGCUAUAUGUCCCCUGAGUAUGCAUUCGAUGGAAAAUUCUCUGUGAAAUCCGAUAUCUUUAGCUUUGGUGUGCUUUUGUUAGAGAUUGUAAGCGGCAAACGAAACAGAGGAUUCUGCCACCCAAGUCAACAUAACCUUCUUGGACAUGCAUGGUUGCUUUGGAGUGCAAACAGAGCCACGGAACUCAUUGAUGGAUGCUUGUAUGAUCUGGUGGAACCUCAAGUACAAAGAUGUAUCCAUAUCGGCUUGUUAUGUGUGCAGAAGUUCGCCAACGAUAGACCAGCGAUGUGCUCUAUUGUUGCCAUGUUAGGAAAUGAAAGUGCAAGCUUGCCUCGACCUAAACAGCCUGGUUUCUUUAUGGAAAGAAGUUCAAUGGACUCAAGCGCAAUCUUGACACAUGAAGAACUCCAUUCUAUUAAUGCAGUCUCAAUGACAUCGUUGGAUGAGGCAGGAGCUAGGAAAAAACUACCAGAAGAUUUCAUGGCAUUGGGAAAGGUUCCAUAUCCCCCCUUCUUUUACUCUGUUUAUGUCAUGUUUAUGCUGCACUUGGUGGUCGCAUCUGAUACCUUAAGUCCAGGUCAGUCCAUCAAAGAUGGGGAGAGAUUGGUCUCUUCAGGCCAAAGCUUUGAGCUUGGCUUCUUCUCUCCACAAAACUCCAUGUAUAGGUACUUGGGGAUAUGGUACAAAUUUAGUCCUGAAAAAGUCGUUUGGGUUGCCAACCGAAACAACCCGCUCACUGAUUCAAAUGGUGUUCUCACAUUUAGCGAUAAGAGGAAUCUAGUUGUUCUCAACCGAUCAAAGAGCAUCAUCUGGUCUUCAAAUUCAUCCAGGGUUUCAAGAAACCCAGUCGCACAGUUGUUGGACUCUGGUAACCUUGUCGUUUCAGAGAAUACAAGUUCACAUCCUGGUGAAUGUUCAUGGGAGAGCUUUGACUAUCCAACUGACACCCUUUUAGCUGGUAUGCGAUUGGGAUGGAGCCCCAAAACCAGUUUCGAAUGGCGUCUGACUUCUUGGAAAGAGGAUGAUCCUUCCACUGGAGACUACACCUACGGAAUAAAUGUUAAUGGGUUGCCCCAAUAUGAAAUGAUCAAAAGAGACUCCACAAAAACAUAUCGAAUAGGGCCAUGGAAUGGAUUCCGCUUCUUGGGAACUCCAGCGACCGAGAGUACCCUUUUUAAUGCGUCGUUUGUUUACAAUGAGACAGACGUAUAUUAUGAGUUUGAAUCUUCAAGGGAUGAUAUCAUUACCAUGCUCACGUUGAAUCAGUCUGGUCUUCUGCAACGUCUUCUAAGGAACAAAAAGAACUCUAGAUGGGAUGUCAUGACCUUAGUACCCAGCGAUCCAUGUGACAACUAUGGGCAGUGUGGUGCUAAUAGUGUCUGCAAAAGUUACAAAGACCCUAGAUGCCAGUGCUUGCAGGGAUUCGUGCCUAAAUCCCAAGAAGAGUGGCAGUUAUUUAAUUCAACCAGUGGGUGCAUUAGGAAAGCUCAGUUGAAUUGCUCUCAAGAACCGGGCUUUCUGAAAAUUUCGAUGCUGAAUCUGCCCGAUCUGAUAGACUACAGGGUAAACAAGAAUAUGAGCCUUGAGGAGUGCAAGGUGGAGUGUCUAAAGCAGUGUUCUUGCACGGCUUAUACUAAUUCAGAUGUUAGAGAAGGAGGAAGUGGCUGUUUGAUGUGGUUUGGCGAUCUCAUUGAUUUAAGAGAAUUUGAACAAGACAACUAUGUACAAAAUAUCUACAUAAAAUUAUCUGCAUCCGAGUUAGAUUCCAUCCAGAGCCCUGUCAAUAAGAAAAUACUGGUGACUGUCGCUUCAGUCAUUUCUGGAUUGCUCAUAGCAGGUGUAGCAUUGAGUAUUAUGUGGAAGAGCAGAAUGAAAAGAAGAGGCUUACAAAGGCAGAAGGAAGACAUUGAUUUACCAUUAUAUGAUUUUUCUACCAUUGCUGUUGCUACUGGACAUUUCUCACAGACCAACAUGAUUGGAGCGGGUGGCUUUGGUUCAGUCUACAAGGGAAAUCUCUCCAUGGGUCAAGAAAUAGCAGUGAAGAGGCUGUCAAAAGGUUCGAGACAAGGCCUUGAAGAAUUUAUGAAUGAAGUUCUUCUAAUUGCCAAACUUCAGCAUAGGAAUCUCGUCGGACUUCUUGGCUGUUGCAUUGAGGGAGAAGAAAGAAUGUUAAUAUAUGAGUAUAUGCCAAAUAAAAGCUUGGAUUAUUUCAUUUUUGAUGAUGACAGAAGCUUCUUGUUAGCAUGGAAGAGUCGCUUUGACAUAGUUUUAGGAAUUGCGAGAGGUCUUCUCUAUCUUCAUCAAGAUUCAAAACUACGAGUCAUUCACAGAGAUCUCAAAACAAGCAAUAUAUUGUUAGAUGCAGACCUCAAUCCUAAAAUCUCAGACUUUGGCCUUGCAAGAAUCUUUGGAGGCAACGAAAGAGAAGCAAGAACAAAAAGAAUCGUUGGUACCUAUGGCUAUAUGUCACCGGAAUAUGCUUUUGACGGAAAAUUCUCUGUGAAAUCCGACGUUUUUAGUCUUGGUGUAAUUUUGCUGGAGAUAGUAAGUAGCAAAAGGAACAGAGGUUUCUGCCAUUCUGAUCAUCAACACAAUCUUCUUGGGCAUUCAUGGUUGCUGUGGAGCGCAGGCAGGUCCUUAGAGCUCCUACAUGAAUCUCUAUGCGACUCCUUCAUUGCAUUCCAAGUUGAGAGAUGCAUUCAUGUCGGUUUGCUAUGUGUGCAAAAGUUUCCUGGAGAUAGGCCAACAAUGUCUUCAGUCGUUUUCAUGUUAACGAAUGAGGAAGCAAUCUUGCCCCAGCAACAUCCCGGUUUCUUUAUGGAGAGACUUCCAUCGAGCACAGAGGCAUCUUUAAUAAGGGAAGAAUUGUACACAAGGAAUAUGGUUACGGUCACCAUGCCGGAAGGUCGAUAAACUUCCCAUCGAGGAUGUUCCCUGCAAUGUGGAAUUUAGAAUUUUAGAUCAGCUUUCUCGGCGCAUAAAGGUAAAAAGCAUUAGAAGAUUGUGUACACAAAUCUGUGGCUGCCUUGGACUGAGGACAGUUUAGAGCGAGACGAGGGCUACAAUAAAGGAUUCUCGUUUUUAUGAUUCAGUGGCUCAAGCAACUUGGUGAUGGCCUUUUUUUAUUGAAGUUCAUUGCUAAUGAUUAUUCAUGGAGAUAAAUCAUAUCGACUCUCUAACCUUUUGAAGGAGCAAGUAAUUAUAGUUACUGCUUCACUUUAUCCUUUUACGAUACAUCGAUAUGUACUAUCCCAAUGAAGUACUUCCACAUUUAUAAACAAUAUAAAGUAUCUAUCGUUUGGUCUUAA